CGCUCUGCGCCUGCGCGGGUUACCCUGUAGUGCUUCCGCUACAUUCAGCGCAGAGUACAUCCGGUGCUCGGUGAGAAUACAAACAAUGGGGAAGAAACACAAGAAGCACAAGUCGGAAAAACAUGGAUAUGAAGAGUACGGAGAGAGACCACUGAAGCUGGUCUUAAAGGUGUCUGGAAACGAAGUGACAACGGGGAGUUCGAGUCUGGACACUCAUUACGACGACCAGCCAGCGGACUACGACAAACCAAAAGACAAGAAGAAGAAAAAGAAGAAGGACAAAGACAGAAGCUUUGGGUCACCAGAGGGUGACAGAGGAAAGAAAAAGAUGUCAAAGAAGAAGAAAGGUCAGGAGGCAGAUGGAGAUGAUGAUCGAGAACAGAACAGAACCCCCAUCCGCUCAGAGCUGGACAAACAAGAAGAAAAGGAACAGACCCCUCUGCAAGAAGCUUUGAACCAGCUCAUCAGGCAGCUCCAAAGGAAAGAUCCCAAUGCAUUCUUCUCAUUCCCGGUGACAGACCUCAUAGCCCCGGGCUACUCCUCAAUUAUCAAACGGCCUAUGGACUUCAGCGCUAUGAAGGACAGAGUGAAGAAAGAGUGCUACCAGACCUUGGAUGAACUUAAGGUGGAUUUCAGGAUCAUGUGUGAGAACGCCAUGAUCUACAACAAACCUGAGACCAUUUACCACAAAGCAGCCCGCAAACUGUUACACUCAGGAAUGAAGAUCCUGAACCAGGAAAGGUUGGAGAGCCUGAAGCAGAGCAUACAGUUCAUGUCUGGCCUCGCCCCCUCUGCCAAACACACAGCAAAGACCGAGGAUGGUGGCACCAGCCUGGACCAGAACGGAGAGAGACCCUGCCCCACCACUGACAGCAGCGAGAGCUCCCAGACACCCAGCACACCCAGACAGGAUAAGGACUCCAAGGACGAGGCAGCAAAGGCAGAGAAAGAGCUAGAGGAAAUCCGCAAGGUCAUCAACGAGUCUGGAGGAAAGCUGUCCAACAGGACGCUGCAGGGUGAUUUGGAGUUUGCAAGACGGAAGUCUGAUGGGUCCACUACACUGGCAAUCCUGAAUCCAGCAGAUCCAUCAGUAGGAGAUGUUGGUUACUGCCCAGUGAAACUGGGCAUGAUGUCCAAUCGGCUGCAGAGCGGCGUGAACGCCCUGCAGGGUUUCAGGGAGGACAAGAGGAACAGGAUCACCCCAGUGUCCUACAUGAACUACGGGCCGUACACCUCCUACGCACCCACCUACGACUCCAGCUUCGCCAACGUUAGCAAAGAGGAUUCUGACCUCAUCUACUCGCUCUAUGGCGAGGAGACCAGCCCGCAGGGUGCAGACAGCUUGUCAGACUUCUUGGCCAAAUCAGACGAGUAUGUGUACAAACUGGCAGACAACAUCCUGGAUGCGGUGACGAACGGAGCGCAUUCAAAAGCCCUUAAGGAGAGGGAGCAGCAGGUGGAGAAGGAAACAAACACACGGGAGAAGAAGGAUGGCAUGGAGGUAGCUGAACCCGAAGCAACCAUCACCAAUAGGCUGGACUUGCUGCGCUCUGCCGCAGGCCUGCAGGACGCCGAGGAGCUCUCUGGGGGUAAUAACUCUGAGGCCCUGCACUUCCAGCAGAAACUGGACGAGACUACAAAGCUCCUGCGCGACCUGCAGGAAGCUCAGAGGGAGCGUCUGAGCGCCAAGCAGCCGCCGAACAUGAUCUGCCUGCUGGCCCCGACUGCCAAGGAGCUUGAGCUGGCUGAGAAAGUGACCGGGAACCUGGCUGAGCUCACAGGUCGGGUGGCUCCGUGUGACGUCAGCAGCGUCCACGGCAUCAGGAGAGCAAUGGGCGUCGCUUUACCUCCAGAACCACCUGAGCCACUCAUUGACCUCACUACAGUGCAGGAGAUGGCUGAGCCUAUGGAGACCUUGUCCAGCUGUCAGGAUAAAGCUCCAGUCAUCGCUGUAUAAUUAAAUUCAACCACAGUCAGUUAAAUAACUUGAUAUUUGUAGAAAAGGUGCUUUUUGUGUGACAUUUGUAUGCAUUUCAGUCAAUAAACUUCUUUUUAUAUACA
This is a messenger RNA of Notolabrus celidotus (New Zealand spotty), 2061 nucleotides long. RefSeq names its product bromodomain containing 7 (gene brd7). Gene Ontology annotation, biological process: regulation of transcription by RNA polymerase II. The transcript has 17 exons. Gene Ontology annotation, cellular component: nucleus. The record is from RefSeq and is a predicted model, not a curated record. NCBI's taxonomy places the organism in Eukaryota, Metazoa, Chordata, Actinopteri, Labriformes, Labridae. Bases 86 to 1957 code for a protein of 623 amino acids.